AUGGCUUCCGCACUUCCUGCCUCUCUCUCACUGUACGGCGCUACCGUAACGAGAACCUUCACCACCACCUACAACGCGACCCCCAACGAGCUCUCAUAUACGAUUCUGUACCCACCUGCCUCUGUUAUCGGAAGCCUACAGUUUACAGUCGUUCCUCCCUACUCUCCGAAUCAGAUCGCUCCAAGUCCUCCACCUACCUUGACCCUAACGGAUGUCGUUGGCAUUGCAUAUAGCAAUAACGGCGUACCCUUGAUGACUGCAACCUUAGCACAAGGUGCCGCACAUUCCACUCCUACAUAUGUUACUGUGGUUCCUUCUGCGAGUUCGACGGUCGUUGUUACAACUGGUGGUUCGUGCGUGGACUGGAGCUGCUGGGGCCAGGGCAAGCAAGGAGGGUUCAUAGCCUGUGUCAUCAUUCUCUUGGUCGCUCUAAUCAUUGGUUUAUGGUGGAUCUUUCAAGUACGACCAAACAUUCUGGGGAGAUGGGGAAAGGCAAAGCCUAGUGACGAUGAGGAAUUGGGUAUACCUGGCCUUGAUAUCGUCCCAAGACGCCGACGAAGAAGAAGCUCCGACUCGGGCACUGUGACCGAGCAGGUCAUUCGGAACUCAAGAACCAUGGAGGUUGUACCGGAAGGUACGAUGACCGUACCAGCCUAUCGUGUAUAUCACAGUUCGAGUGGGUCCAGCAGCGAUCCUCGAGUGGGGGAGCCGAUUGUCAAUGGCGGACUGGACCGAAUUUCAAGACAUAGCAAAUCAUCCAGCAGCUCCGGGUCUUCGAGGGGUAGCAUAAAGAAGCGAUCUUCGACGUACAUUGGUGAACUGCACCCCUACCGUUCUAUCUAUACCAACACGCCAGCCCCGCCAGUUCCGGACGAUGUCAGUGUGAAGGAUUGGGCCUAUGACGCCGCAGUCGCUGGGGAGAUUGGCGGAAUUGAGGCAGUACCAGGCUCAAAUGUCUGGAAAGGAAGUAUUGGUUACAGGAAGCCCAAAGGUCGGCGCACAAGCCAACACUGUGCGGAAGCCCGAAAGUCUGUUUCGGGUGUCCUGGUCACCAAACCCGUUAACCCUUCAGCAUGUGUCAUAAACUGA
This is a messenger RNA of Mollisia scopiformis, 1089 nucleotides long. RefSeq lists its product as uncharacterized. Bases 1 to 1089 code for a protein of 362 amino acids. The record is from RefSeq and is a predicted model, not a curated record. The transcript has a single exon. NCBI's taxonomy places the organism in Eukaryota, Fungi, Ascomycota, Leotiomycetes, Helotiales, Mollisiaceae.